Lodderomyces oxycetoniae is the source of this 2106-nucleotide messenger RNA. It is a transcript of the gene VPS1, whose product is annotated as dynamin-like GTPase. Gene Ontology annotation, cellular component: membrane; microtubule; cytoplasm. The transcript has a single exon. Gene Ontology annotation, molecular function: microtubule binding; GTPase activity; GTP binding. NCBI's taxonomy places the organism in Eukaryota, Fungi, Ascomycota, Pichiomycetes, Serinales, Debaryomycetaceae. The record is from RefSeq and is a predicted model, not a curated record. The coding region runs from base 1 to 2106 and encodes 701 amino acids.
AUGGACGAAACGUUAAUUGCCACUAUUAAUAAGUUGCAGGAUGCAUUGGCGCCUCUUGGAGGAGGGUCGUCGUCACCUGUUGACUUGCCCCAGAUCACCGUUGUAGGGUCGCAAUCAUCAGGUAAAUCAUCCGUUUUGGAAAACAUUGUUGGUCGAGAUUUUUUACCCAGAGGUACAGGAAUCGUUACUAGGAGACCGUUGGUGUUGCAGCUUACCAAUAGACGAGCCAGUGUAAAGAAGGAGGGCCAAAGGGACUUGGUUGACGUUAAUUCCAGUGAGAAUCGCGGUGGGCAGACAGAAAACAAUAUAGACGAAUGGGGGGAGUUUUUGCACUUGCCAGGCAAAAAGUUUUACAAUUUCGAAGAUAUCAGAAACGAGAUUGUUCGUGAGACUGAUGCGAAAACAGGAAAGAAUUUGGGGAUCUCGCACGUGCCCAUCAACUUGAGGAUCUAUUCUCCACAUGUAUUGACCUUGACGUUGGUUGAUUUGCCUGGUCUCACCAAGGUGCCUGUUGGCGAUCAGCCAAAGGACAUAGAGCGUCAGAUUAGAGAUAUGAUUAUGAAGUUCAUCUCGAAACCCAAUGCCAUCAUUCUCAGUGUGAAUGCGGCCAACACGGAUUUGGCCAACUCUGAUGGAUUGAAGUUGGCUAGAGAAGUGGAUCCAGAAGGGUCGAGGACUAUUGGUGUGUUGACAAAAGUGGACCUUAUGGACCAAGGCACGGAUGUGAUUGAUAUAUUAGCAGGAAGAGUGAUUCCCUUGAGGUUUGGAUAUGUUCCUGUUAUCAACAGAGGUCAAAAGGAUAUUGAAACAAAGAAAACUAUCAGACAAGCUUUACUUAAUGAACAAACCUUUUUCGAGAACCACCCUUCGUACCGAGCUAAAGCGCAGUUCUGUGGUACUCCCUACUUGGCCAAGAAGUUGAACGGGAUCUUGAUGCACCAUAUCAAGAGCACAUUGCCCGAGAUCAAGAUGAGAAUCGACCAUUCGUUGAAAAAGUACCAGGCCGACUUGAGCAUGCUAGGACCCGAGAUGUCCGAGUCGCCUGCAUCGAUUGCGUUGAGCAUGAUCACAAGCUUUACAAAGGACUAUAAUGGCAUUUUGGACGGUGAGUCGAAGGAGUUGACGUCGCAGGAGUUGACUGGAGGUGCUCGUAUAUCAUUUGUGUUUCAUGAGAUCUUCAAGAACGGGAUCAAUGCUUUGGAUCCGUAUGAUCAGAUCAAGGAUGCAGAUAUCAGAACCAUUUUACACAAUACGUCAGGGUCAGCACCCUCUCUCUUUGUAGGCACAUCUGCAUUCACAGUCUUGGUGAAACAGCAAAUCAAGAGGAUGGAGGAACCCUCCAUUCGAUGCAUCAACUUGAUCUUUGAUGAAUUGGUUCGGAUCUUGUCGCAGAUUCUCAACAAGCCGCAGUACACAAGGUACCCAGCCUUAAAGGAGCACUUGUCCAACCACUUUAUCCAGUAUUUGAGAGAGGUGCUUGUUCCUACUACAGAGUUUGUGUCGGAUAUUAUAAAGUCCGAAGAAACAUAUGUCAACACUGCACACCCGGACUUGUUAACCGGUACACAGGCCAUGGCGUAUGUGGAGGAGAAGUUCCAUCCAAGACCGCAAGUUGCAGUGGACCCAAAGACCGGGAAACCAUUACCUCAGCAACAACCACAACCACAACCACAACUACAGCAGCACCAGCUGCAACACUCAUUAUCUAACUCCAAUGAAGCCAAUAAUGGAUUUUUUGGUGGGUUUUUCUCUUCAAAGAAUAAAAAGAGAUUGCAGCAGAUGGAAGCGCCGCCUCCAGUGUUGAGGGCAACUGGAACCAUGACCGAAAGAGAAACCAUGGAGACGGAAGUGAUCAAAUUGUUGAUCUCAUCAUACUACAAUAUAGUUAAGAGAACAGUUGCCGAUGUUGUUCCCAAGGCAAUUAUGUUAAAGUUGAUCAACAAGUCCAAAGACGAGAUUCAGAAGGAGUUGUUGGAGAAGAUGUAUAACAGUCCCGAGUUGCCAGAAUUGGUAAAGGAGAACGAGCUAACUGUGCAAAAGAGAAAAGAGUGUAUAAGAAUGGUGGAGGUGUUGAGAAAUGCUAGUGAGAUUGUCUCUGCCGUGUAA